AUGAGAGCGAUCAUUCAACGGGUACUGCGGGGCUGCGUGCGCGUGAAUGGCGAGACUAUCAGCUCCAUCGAGCGCGGCUUCGUCGUUCUGGUGGGAAUUACGGACGAUGAUACGACCAAAGAUGCCGAGUGGAUAUGUCGCAAAAUCUUGGGCGCGCGUUUGUGGGCAGACGACACCGGCAAGGCGUGGAACAUGAGCGUCACGCAGAUGGGCUACGAAGUCCUCCUUGUCAGCCAGUUCACUCUUUAUGGCUACCUCAAGGGCAACAAGCCCGACUUCCACAAGGCGAUGGGCUCCGACCGGUCGAAGGCCUUCUACGAAGCGUUCGUGGAGAUGGUCAAGAGCAAGUACCAGGCCGACAAGAUCCAAGAUGGUCAGUUUGGGGCGAUGAUGGAGGUGGAGCUCGUCAACGACGGCCCCGUCACGCUGCAGAUCGAUUCUCGAGACAAGUAG
Messenger RNA from Acanthamoeba castellanii str. Neff, 453 nucleotides. RefSeq names its product Dtyrosyl-tRNA(Tyr) deacylase. The transcript has 5 exons. Gene Ontology annotation, biological process: tRNA metabolic process. The coding region runs from base 1 to 453 and encodes 150 amino acids. The record is from RefSeq and is a predicted model, not a curated record. Gene Ontology annotation, cellular component: cytoplasm. NCBI's taxonomy places the organism in Eukaryota, Discosea, Longamoebia, Acanthamoebidae. Gene Ontology annotation, molecular function: D-tyrosyl-tRNA(Tyr) deacylase activity.